Molecule: messenger RNA, 1934 nt
Organism: Microplitis demolitor
Lineage: Eukaryota; Metazoa; Arthropoda; Insecta; Hymenoptera; Braconidae
Product: phosphatidylserine lipase ABHD16A
Exons: 9
Coding region: 67-1722 (551 amino acids)
Biological process (GO): monoacylglycerol catabolic process; phosphatidylserine catabolic process
Cellular component (GO): endomembrane system
Molecular function (GO): glycerophospholipase activity; monoacylglycerol lipase activity
Source: RefSeq, a predicted model, not a curated record
GUCAAAAAUAAUUUGGUAGUUGUGUAGUAUUUGGGUUUCGUCAAAGUAAAAAUUUUAAAUUAUACUAUGUCUUUAUUAAAAAGUAUCUGGGAAUGUUUACUAAGCCCGCGUUUAUACAAAUACCAGGAAACAACUUGGAAAGCCUACGAGCCAAAUGGUUUUGAACGAUGGGGAGACCAUGUCAUCACAUCAUUUGCAACUCUAUGGUCUCUAAGUAUCUGGGCAGUUCCCAUCAUAUCGCCAUUUAUUUUCCGCCGUAAUUAUUCAUUGGUAGAAAAUGUUUACACACUUUCAAAAUUUUUUGCUGGCGCGGGAGUUAUUUUCAUAGCAUCUUUGGCAGUCAGAGGAUAUGCUAGAGCUAAUAAUCCCACGUAUAUUAAAUUUAUUAAGACCUUGACCAAAGCACAGCGAGCUUACAAUGAUGAAUCUAAAGAGGCUCUUCUUAAAUAUGAUUUUGAAUUCUGGGCAUGGCCUGCUGAUUUCCACGUCCUUUCAUUAGAAAGGCCAGAUGGAAAAAAAAGAAUAGUGUUACAAAAAAAUUCAAGUAGAUCGUCUAGAAGAGGAGGUAAAGAUUUAAUAAUUGCAGUACCUUGUAAAAUAGUAUCGUAUAUUGUUGCCAAUACUGUUGCUGUAAAGCUGAUGUACCCUGGCAGCAUGACUGUGAUAAAUUUAGCGAUGAGAGCGACAAUGCUGCAAGGUAGAAUGGAUCUGCUGGACGCCGGCGGAAAGAGAUCAAAGCUGCGAACAAUAAAUAAAAAUGACAUCGACACGAUGUUUAUUGAUCGACGUCACAAGUCAUCUAACGGUCAUAUACUUGUGAUAACUUGUGAAGGUAACUGCGGGUUCUAUGAAACAGGAAUUGUAACAACGCCUAUGAAUAAAGGAUACUCUGUUCUUGGAUGGAAUCACCCUGGCUUUGGUGGUAGCACUGGGUCGCCGUUUCCCGAGGGUGAAAUUGACGGCAUGGAAGCUGUGAUGCGAUACGCUAUUGAAAAACUAGAAUUUCCUGAAGAAAGAAUAAUAAUUUAUGGCUGGAGUAUCGGCGGUUACACGGCCACGUGGGCUGCGAUGAAUUACCCGGGUAUUCAUGGCUUAGUUCUUGACGCUACGUUUGAUGAUGUCCUUCCACUGGCUAUUUCGCGGAUGCCCGCGGCGAUUGAUGGCAUCGUUCGCACAGUUAUCAGAGAAUAUUUGAAUUUGAAUGUCAUUGAUCAGCUGAAAGGUUACAAUGGACGUGUGCUCCUGGUUCGUCGUACUGAUGAUGAAAUAAUGUGCACACCCACAAGCAAUUUGUCGGAUAAUCGCGCGAAUAUAUUGCUCACUAAAUUACUCAUGUAUCGGUAUCCUUAUUUAUUUACUGACUGCAGAGAAAGUCUGGAGGUCCUGAAUAAAUAUCUUGAGCAUCCUACUCGUGAUGCCAGUAGUAAUUCGACUAAAUCUCUUGUUGUCAGGACGCAAGGACUAUUUAGCAGCGGUAAUCCUAUUAAUGAAAGCCUUUGUCUAGAAAAAAUAAUUAAUAGUUUGGAUAAAAAUAAUGAGGUCAUAAGUUAUCCGUCAAAUUUAGGUGAAGAUUGUGAUGCUGAAACUAAACAGCAACUUGUUAUUUAUCUUGCAAAUAAAUAUAUGGAGGAUCAAGUAUCUCAACACUGCUCUCCCCUAAUAACUGAUCUGUUUCAUCCAGGAUGGAAUCCUCGAAGUAUAUUGAAGCCCAAGGCUACGUAAUAACUGAUGAUGAUAUUAAUAAUAAUAAUUAAAUUGAGUAUGUUGUGAUUUUACGAAAAUCAGGGGAAACAAAAAUAACCUUCCUCGUUAUUUUCUUUUUGCAUUUGUCGGUUUGUAUUUUUUAAAAAUUGUAUGGUGGUGUGCAUUAUAAAUUAUAAAUAUUUAUUUCCACGAGAGUCAGUAGAUAAAAAAUAAAUUUUAAUCUUUAAUUA